AUGGAGCUCAGCGAGGCCGACAAGAAGCGCGUGAGGGCCGCCUGGGCCGGACUGAGCAGCCAGAUGGAGGACAUCGGCGAAGAGGCUCUCAGGAGGCUGUUCACGGUGCACCCACAGACCAAGAAGUUCUUCCGCCACUUCGACCUCAGCCCGGGCUCUGCAGACGUAAAGGCGCUGGGCAAGGAGGUGAUGGACGGGCUCUCCAGGGUCGUCACCCACCUGGACCAGCCCUGCCGCGACCUAGUUGGGCUCCGCGCCCUGGUCGUGGGGAAGCUGGGGCUGGACUCCGCCACCUUCCAGCGGCUGGCGCAGAGCAUCCUGCAGACCCUCCAGGCCCACAGCCGAGGCGCCGAGAGCCCCGAGGAGGCCGCCGCCCUGGACAGGUUCAUGCAGCAGGUGGCCGCCGCGCUGUACAGCUAGAGCCGCCCAAGGCAGCGCCACAGGCCGGCGCCCCCGCCCCCUUCCCCCCAG
Molecule: messenger RNA, 471 nt
Organism: Eublepharis macularius
Lineage: Eukaryota; Metazoa; Chordata; Lepidosauria; Squamata; Eublepharidae
Product: hemoglobin subunit alpha-like
Exons: 3
Coding region: 1-420 (139 amino acids)
Biological process (GO): hydrogen peroxide catabolic process; oxygen transport
Cellular component (GO): blood microparticle; hemoglobin complex; haptoglobin-hemoglobin complex
Molecular function (GO): oxygen carrier activity; peroxidase activity; heme binding
Source: RefSeq, a predicted model, not a curated record